This is a messenger RNA of Pungitius pungitius (ninespine stickleback), 2999 nucleotides long. Its product is annotated as V-type proton ATPase catalytic subunit A-like. The coding region runs from base 430 to 2376 and encodes 648 amino acids. NCBI's taxonomy places the organism in Eukaryota, Metazoa, Chordata, Actinopteri, Perciformes, Gasterosteidae. Gene Ontology annotation, molecular function: ATP hydrolysis activity; proton-transporting ATPase activity, rotational mechanism; ATP binding. The record is from RefSeq and is a predicted model, not a curated record. The transcript is spliced from 14 exons. Gene Ontology annotation, cellular component: proton-transporting V-type ATPase, V1 domain; lysosomal membrane. Gene Ontology annotation, biological process: proton transmembrane transport; ATP metabolic process.
UCGACUCGGCGUAACCUUUACGUGGUGGCGGCGGUGGUGGUGAUGAUGAUGAGGAUAGCCUGUGUUUGCUAGCUGGUAGCUCCACCGCACACACGCACCUAAUCAGCUUUGCCCGGAACGUUAAGGUGUCUGAAGCGGUCUGGCUAGCGAGUCCUCGGCCGUGGACAGCGGGGACACUGCGUAACCUUGUCUCUGACCAAAGAGAAGAGACUCGACGGGGUUAACGUUUGACCUUCCGCCGACUUGGUCCUUUUUUUUAAAUGUAUUUUGCGGUGCGCCGUGCUGCAGCCCCGUGUCUGGACAAACAACCGUCAUCGUGACUUAUAGAGACCGUGUCACGGACUGUCGUGGACUGGUUGGGUUAUAAGUGGACUGACAUCUUUGCACAGUAAAUAACCGUAUUGUUGUCUUGGGACAUAAACUAUCAAAAUGGAUACCUCAAACCUUCCCAAGAUCCGGGAUGAGGAGCGAGAAAGCGAGUUCGGAUAUGUACACGGAGUUUCUGGACCAGUGGUGACGGCCACCGCGAUGGCGGGAGCGGCCAUGUACGAGCUGGUUCGCGUGGGACACAGCGAGCUGGUGGGAGAAAUCAUCCGUUUAGAGGGGGACAUGGCGACCAUCCAGGUCUACGAGGAGACUUCCGGUGUGUCCGUCGGUGACCCUGUUCUCCGGACGGGAAAGCCCCUCUCUGUGGAGCUCGGGCCGGGAAUCAUGGGCUCCAUCUUUGACGGCAUCCAGCGUCCGCUUAAGGACAUCAAUGACCUCACUCAAAGUAUCUAUAUCCCAAGGGGAGUGAACAUCGGGGCUCUUAACAGAGACCUGAAAUGGGAAUUCAAUCCCGGGCAGAGUCUUAGGGUCGGCAGUCACGUGACCGGCGGCGAUAUCUACGGCAUGGUGUUCGAAAACUCUCUCAUAAAGCACAAGCUGAUGCUUCCACCGCGCAACAGAGGCACCAUCACCUACCUGGCCCCACCGGGAAACUAUGACAUUUCCGACGUCGUUCUGGAGCUCGAGUUUGAAAGCGUGAAGGAGAAGUUCACCAUGAUGCAAGUCUGGCCGGUACGACAAAUUCGCCCAGUUACUGAGAAGCUUCCUGCUAAUCAUCCGCUGCUGACGGGCCAGAGAGUCCUGGACGCACUUUUCCCAUGCGUGCAGGGCGGCACCACUGCCAUACCCGGCGCCUUUGGCUGCGGGAAGACGGUCAUCUCGCAGUCGCUGUCCAAGUAUUCCAACAGUGACGUCAUUGUCUACGUGGGCUGCGGAGAGCGUGGAAAUGAAAUGUCUGAAGUGCUGCGGGACUUCCCCGAGCUUACUAUGGAGGUCGAUGGAAAGACAGAGAGCAUCAUGAAGAGAACCGCGCUGGUUGCAAAUACAUCCAACAUGCCUGUGGCUGCCAGAGAGGCCUCCAUCUACACAGGGAUCACACUGUCGGAAUACUUCAGAGACAUGGGCUAUCAUGUGAGCAUGAUGGCCGACUCAACGUCUCGAUGGGCCGAAGCUCUGAGAGAAAUCUCUGGAAGAUUAGCCGAAAUGCCCGCCGGUAAGUUCACAAAGGAUGCACACCGAUUUGAUGCAUUUGUAUGGGGACAGCGCAAGACUGAGUCUGUGUGUGUGUGCGUGUGCGUGUGUGUAGACAGCGGGUAUCCUGCCUACCUGGGUGCCAGGCUCGCCUCCUUCUAUGAGCGCGCCGGACGUGUGAAGUGCCUGGGAAAUCCAGAGAGGGAAGGCAGCGUCAGCAUCGUGGGAGCUGUGUCACCCCCUGGUGGAGAUUUCUCAGACCCAGUCACCUCAGCCACAUUAGGCAUUGUUCAGGUGUUCUGGGGAUUGGACAAGAAGCUGGCUCAAAGAAAGCACUUCCCUUCAGUAAACUGGCUGAUCAGCUACAGCAAGUACACACGGGCUCUGGAUGAAUAUUAUGACAAACAUUUCCCUGAGUUUGUUCCUCUGCGCACAAAAGCCAAAGAGAUUCUGCAGGAGGAGGAGGACCUGGCUGAGAUUGUGCAGCUUGUAGGAAAGGCGUCUCUGGCCGAGACCGAUAAGAUCACUCUGGAAGUUGCAAAGCUCAUUAAGGAUGACUUCCUGCAGCAGAACGGUUACACCCCCUACGACAGGUUCUGCCCCUUCUACAAGACGGUCGGCAUCCUCUCAAACAUGAUCUCUUUUUACGACAUGGCUCGACACGCCGUGGAGUCCACGUCACAGAGCGACAACAAAAUCACCUGGGCGAUGAUCAAGGAGCACAUGGGAGAGAUCCUGUACAAAAUCAGCUCCAUGAAGUUCAAGGACCCCGUUAAGGACGGCGAAGUGAAGAUCAAAGCAGAAUUCGCCCAGCUGCUGGAGGACAUGCAGAACGCCUUCAGGACCCUGGAGGAGUGAGCCGCCGCCUCCUCUCCCGAGUAUCCAUGACCCCCCAGUGCAACGUAGUGCGGAUUGAAUGGGCCGUGUUCUUAAUGUCUGCCUCAGUCAUGUCACCUCCUUUUUAAAAAUAAUUUUAUUCCUUGUUGUUUACGUCCCCUAAGAAAACAUUCCUGGCACAAUUUUUCGUUUUUGUUGGUUUUGGACUACAAAAACGCAGUACUUGAAGACGCGCGAGACUGCGGUUAGCGGCGUGCAUGUAGCGACGCGAUGUGUUUAAAAUCAGGGGCCCCCCCCCAUCAGGUGUUUACUUGCGCUCAAACAAUGCCUGCUUCAAAGAGUGGACAGGGAUACUUCUUUUUCCCCCAGAUGUGAGUGAUUAAUAAAUAUAUAUAUAUAUAUAUAUAUAUAUAAUGGUAUAAAUCACACACAAAGGUAAAGGGACAGAUGCACUGCGUAUCGGGGGGGGAGUUAAAGGCAUUCUUCCACCUCUUAAGUGUGAUAUCAAUGUUGUGGACAAGAUACUUUUAUUUGCAAAGGUGUGAAUGAAUGAGUCUGUUAGAUUUUUUUGUGUCAGAUGUCUCUAUUAUAUUUGUGAUUCUUUGGUGUCUCCUGAAAUAAAUGUUCAAAAACAAACAACUGAA